This is a messenger RNA of Candidula unifasciata, 781 nucleotides long. The record is from the annotation of a GenBank genome assembly. Lineage: Eukaryota; Metazoa; Mollusca; Gastropoda; Stylommatophora; Geomitridae.
UAGGUUCCUUGAUGAAGUAAUUGCAGUAAAGUCAAAAAUAAAGGACUAUUUUCUCUACCAAGGCGAAAUUAAAACUACCCACCUCGCUGAGAGACUUAAGGUGCCAUGCUCAUCUUCCAGGUUAUACAGCCACCACUUUGAUCAGCACUGGAGCUCAGCAACUAUUCAGAGAAUGUUGGACAAACUCAAACACGAAACAGCCACCUUUCAAGCUGGAUCCAAACAUUGUAUUUCGAAUUCUUAUUACUAUUACAAAGCGCCGCCUGCCAAUAAUUUAAAUGAUGUUAUAAUUAUCCCAGUUAUUUCUGGAAGCGAAAACUCAAUUCCUGAAGAAGUGACCACCACAGACAAGUUUGCUAGCGAUAAAAUCACGCUGACCAGGAUAGAGAACCGGAAGAAAAGACGACACAGAACAAUAUUCAGCUGCCAGCAACUGGUAGACCUGGAGAAAGCUUUCAAGGAAGCCCAUUAUCCCGACGUGUACGCUCGUGAACUACUCUCAGCUAAGACCAAUCUUCCUGAAGACAGAAUUCAGGUAUGGUUCCAAAACAGACGAGCUAAAUGGAGGAAGACAGAAAAGACAUGGGGACGCAGCUCUAUCAUGGCGGAGUAUGGACUGUACGGAGCCAUGGUUCGGCAUUCCUUGCCUCUGCCAGAGCACAUGCAAGGCCAGGAAAACCAGACUAAAAAACCAGGAUAUACCUGGCUGCUGGGUGAGAAACAAUGUUCUUUUUCUGGCUGCUGGGUGAGAAACAAUGUUCUUUUAAUGGCUGCUGGGUGA